AUGCUUAUAAAAAGAGGACUAGCACUGAAUCCAUUUUAUCAUUCAAUAAUACAUUUUCCCCUUUUUCUUGCCACUUUUCUCACCAUAUUGCUUCUCAUUUUCACUGUGAAGUUAUUAUCCAAGAAAAAACCAACUCUACACUUGCCUCCAGGUCCAUGGAAAUUGCCUUUCAUAGGAAGCAUUCACCAUUUAAUUGCAAGCCAAUUACCUCACCAUACUAUUAGAGACUUGGCCAAAAAACAUGGCCCCUUAAUGCACUUGCACCUCGGUGAGAUCCCAAUGGUUGUUAUUUCGAGUCCUCGUGUAUCCCAAGAGAUACUAAAAACUCAAGAUCUCGCUUUCACAAAUCGUCCCGAGCUUUUAAGUAUCAAAAUUUCGACAUACAACUAUUCAAACAUCGCGUUUGCACCUUAUGGAAAUUACUGGAGACAAAUGCGUAAAUUAUGCACGUUGGAACUAUUGAGUGCAAAGUCAUUUGCCUCUAUUAGGAAAGAAGAAGCAUUCAAUCUUGUUCAUUAUGUUGAAUCAAAAUCUGGAUCAAUUGUUAAUCUUACAGAAAAGAUAUAUGCCCUCACAAAUGCUGUAAUUUGUAGAGCAGCUUUUGGGAAGAGGAGAAAAGAAGAAUCAGUCUAUUUCAUGUCUUUGAUAGAGGAAUUCUCACUAAUGAUAACAGGUUUGGACAUAAGUGAGGUGUUUCCUUCACUCAAGUUUCUGCGAGUCAUUACUGGCACUAAAGAAAUAUUAUUGAAGCUUCACAAAACGUUUGACAAUGUGCUUGACAUGAUAAUAGAGGAUCACAAGCACAAGUAUGAUGAAGAAGAGUCAUCAAGAAAAAAUGAUUUAGUUAAUUUGCUAUUAAACCUCCAAGAAAGUGACACUCUUGAUUUCUCCUUCACUACAGACAAUAUCAAAGCAGUCAUACUGGACAUGUUUCUAGCAGGAACUGAUACUUCAGCGACUGUUCUUGACUGGGAAAUGGUUGAAAUGAUGAGAAAAAAGUUCAAACGAGAAGACUAUGUAGAUAAUUAA
Solanum verrucosum is the source of this 1029-nucleotide messenger RNA. RefSeq names its product premnaspirodiene oxygenase-like. Bases 1 to 1029 code for a protein of 342 amino acids. Gene Ontology annotation, molecular function: iron ion binding; heme binding; monooxygenase activity. NCBI's taxonomy places the organism in Eukaryota, Viridiplantae, Streptophyta, Magnoliopsida, Solanales, Solanaceae. The record is from RefSeq and is a predicted model, not a curated record. The transcript has 3 exons.